AUGCGGGUGACGCAGCAAUCAGAGGAGGUUGCGUUGUUUUGGAACACUUCGAUACUUCUGCGAGCUGGCCAAUACAGAAUUUGCUGGUGUCCUGAUUAUUCCGGCUGCAUAACAGAAGCAGAUUUCGCGACUGAUGUGGGUCGUCUUGAGCUCGUGGGAAUCUCCCCGUACCCGCAGCACAGGACAUGCGUGACUGGCCAGACGUGCGAGUUUGAUGGGAUGACUGGGUUGUAUCUUACCGAGCAGGAUUUGUACCUGGUGGCGGAUACCUGUGGUACAACAUCGGGAGUUCCACGGUUUUUGGGAAGCAGCAGCUUCUCGACUGCGGUCACGAACGAUGGAGCACAAGUUUCAUUCGGAUCGGUCCCUGUGACUGCCGCUGGGGGUCACUUCAUGCUCUGUUGGUGCUCUGGCACUCUCGGAAACAGCACGCUGGGAAAUGGCUGCAGUACCUUUGCAGAUUUUCAGGUUACCGCAGGCACACUUAGCUUGUUGGGACCGGCUCCUCUCCUACAAGACAAGACUUGCAUCAGUGGCCACACAUGUUCUUUUGAAAUCACCAGUCACCUGCCGCAUGAAGGAAAUUCAUUCCUGGUUCUUGACACAUGUGGCGUGCACAGUUUGCCGCCUCGCCUCCCUGUGGCACCACCCUACCAGACCACAAUGAACCUGUCAUCAAGACAAAUCUCAAUGGCGGGUGGCCAGUAUCGCCUGUGCUGGUGUGCUGGCAAAGUUGGAGCAGGCAACCUGCCAAAUAUGAGCAGCGAAGCCAGUACAUCCAGCAACGAAACAGUGUACAGCACAUGCUCUUUCAUGGAUGAAUUCAACGUUGACUUCGGUGGCCUGUUCGUGAUGGGGCUGGCUCCACUACAGCAGUCAAAAAGCUGCGUGAGUGGUUAUUCCUGCGUAGUUGAAGGAAUCACCGGUUACGGCCUCAGCGCGGCUGAUGGCUACAUGAUUCUGGACACCUGUGGCGUCCACUCCGGGCCGCUUCAGACUUUGCUGCCAUUCGAAAGUCAGGGAAAUGUCAGCGACGGGUGGUCGGUCACUCGGCGUUGGGUGUCCGAAACACAAGUCUCCGGUGGAUUUUAUCGACUGUGUUGGUGUGCUGAUCAUCCUGGCAACCAAACAUCUUGGUGCCAGCAUGCAGAGUACAACACAGUCGAUUUUGGCGUUAUGACUUUCAUAGGUCCUGAGCUCUCUUCCGUGGGAUGGACAUGCGUCUCUGGACAGACAUGCGUUGUGGAUGCUAUUGCUGGCAACGGCUUGUCCUUGCUCGAUGCUGUGAUGAUCCUUGAGACCUGCGGAACAGCGCUCUCCGGUGUUGGCCUGGUGUGGCCAGCGACACCGCUUGAAGUGCUCACUCCGCUGAACGAUCAGGGCCAAGCAUCCUGGCAUGAUCCCCUGUCUGCUCCAGGAGGUGACUUCCGCCUGGGUCUUUGCUGGUGUGCGGGCAUUGAGCAGCAAUCCUCAGGGGCGCUGAACGGCAGCUGUAUCGCUUUCAACGAGACAGUUCCUGCGGAUCGCUUUGUUCUGGAUGUUGGGCGUAUCAACAUACUUGGCGUUGCGCCUCUCCGUCAACAUCACACUUGUGUUGCGGGGCUCUCUUGCCACAUUGACGGCAUCACCGGCAAUGGUUUGAGGGAUGACGACAAGGUGCUUGUGCUCCAUACAUGCGGCCACAUUGCGCCUGUUGUGGGAUUCCCUGAACAUGGUGCUAUGCGAAACAUAUCCACAUCUGGAGCAUCUGUCUUCUGGACAGAUCCAGUUUUAGCUUGGGGAGGACAAUAUCGCCUGUGCUGGUGUUCCUCCGAGCAGCACUGCAGCAGCGGCGAGCAGUUCCGCACUGAUUUUGGCAGCUUCACACUCAUCGGUCCUAGCCCCGCUGAUCAAGACAGGACGUGCAUUGCUGGUCUCAGCUGUGCUGUUGGAUCACUCACUGGGCAAGAUCUGUCUGCCCUGAACCAGUACGUCGUCUUGGACACCUGUGGAGUUGCGAGUCCAGUUGCUGGCAUGCCGACGGGUCUGGAGACUAUUGGUGCCCACGCUGUGGCUGCCAUCUCUGUCACUGCAGUGGCUGGCCAGUACAGGCUUUGCUGGUGCAGCGGCACAUUAGACCCUCUACAAACCAAUAGUUCCUACUCCAGCCUUGCCAACUCGACACCUUCUAAUGGCACAGCGGUUUCAUACUGUCGAACUGCUGAAGAGUUUCUCGUAGACGUCGGCUCGCUGCUGUUGAUUGGAGCUUCCACCCUGGUGAGUGACUUUACCUGCAUCGCUGGAAGAGAUUGCAAAUUGGACGACAUUGUUGGCAUCAGCCUGAGCGAUGGAGACUCCAUUAUGGUGCUGGAUACUUGCGGUGAGCAUGCUGCUGCACUUCAACCUCGAGCGCGGGCCAAUGGCACACAGGCGGCAUGGCAGACCAUCACCAUCCCGGGUGGAGUGUAUCGGCUGUGUUGGUGCAGUGCAGCCAAGCAGUGCAAUUUGGCUGGCGAGUUUGAUUUGGACAUUGGCAGGCUGUACGUUCUGGGUCCGCGCCCUUUAGCGCAGGACCGAACGUGUGUGAGUGGGAUGGAGUGUGCUGUGCACGGCAUUGACACUUAUGGUGAGCUGCAGGCAGGCAGCAUAGCAAUUUUGAGCACAUGCGGAUCGCUCUACGGCAGAAACUUGUGGGCUCGCUUGCCAUUGAGUAAUGCUACUUCCCUUGAAGAGCCUGGUGGAAGCAGUCGUUUCUCCACAAAUCUCGUUACAGACGCUGUCAUGACUUCGGCAGGGGGAAAUUACAAGCUCUGUUGGUGCGGCACAUGGGUUGGUGGCUGUGAGACGCAAGAAGACUUCAAUGUCGAUUUCGGGAAUUUCCACUUGAUUGGAGUAUUUCCCCUACAGCAGGACCGCACCUGCUUCGCUGGCGCUGCAUGCCCUCUGACAGACAUCGUCGGACACUGGAUAACCCAGCAGUCGGAAGUUUUGGUGAUGGACACCUGUGGCUCCGGAGCAGAGACUGCCACAUCUGCUGCAGGGACUUACAAGCUUUGCUGGUGCAGCGGCCUCUCAGCCUGCAGCUCUGCAUCAGACUUCACCGUGGAGGCAGGCAACCUCUGGGUCAUGGGACUAGCACCAUUGGAUCAAGACCAUACCUGCGUCAGCGGUCAGAGCUGUGUGGUUGACCACCUCAGUGGUCUAGGCUUGUCAAAGGAGCAGAUCAUGGUUCUCGAGACCU
Molecule: messenger RNA, 3220 nt
Organism: Symbiodinium pilosum
Lineage: Eukaryota; Dinophyceae; Suessiales; Symbiodiniaceae
Source: the annotation of a GenBank genome assembly